UUGGGCCGCGGAGGAUGGAUUGGGGGGGGGGCAGGAGUGUGUGCAGGGCUGGGGUGAGUGUUCCAGGGAGUGUGCGGUGAGGGGGACGAGGGCCUGCCAAGUCUUGGGGGAAGUGUUGUUCCCGCGGGAAGCAGCUCGGCCCGGGGGACCAGCUGGAGCGGGGGUCGGGUCGGGGAUGGCGGGUACGAGGAGGCCGAAGGCCUUCCAGCGGCGGGCUGGGGGCGACGGCCAGGGGCGGGAAUUGCUGGACGUGCCGAGGCCUACGCUGCUUUGGGGGUAAGGCUUGGGGAUGGGAACCGGUCAGUACGGGAAGGAGCCCCCCCCCCCGCCCCCGCCACCGAUUCCCCCCCCCCCAAGCGCAAUGGAGACGGAGAGGGAAGGAGCGUUGAGGGGGGUGUUACAUGGCUUUUCCUCGGUCUGGGGGAGGGGCCGCGCAGCCGUCUGAGAUGCGCGGUGGGUGUCAAGGAGACGGUUCCUUUCCUUUGGGGUGGGGGUCGAGCCUCAGCUUGGCGGGGAGGAUGGGGGUGGGUAGCCUAGAGCCCAAGUGCUGAGAAGGAGGGGGAGGAGCAGCCCGUGCCGGGGAAGACGCGCUCAGGGCCCUUGGUCUGAACAGGGCUUUUUCUGUUGCCCUUCUGGGGCCACCAUAUCCCGCUCCAGUGCUCCCCCCCCAACUCCUUUGCUGCCUCCUCUGCUCUAUAUUUGGAUGAUUAAUUACAUGUCUUUUUUCCAUCCUCCCCACACACACACUCGCCUGUCGCCCAAAGCCCAUGGUCCCCUUCAAACACCCCCCCCCCAAAUCCUGGCCCUCUUCCCGGAGGCCCCACCCUGUUCCAACUGACACCCUCCAGCGAGCGUAGGCCCAGCCCCAGGGCCACCGGCCCCCUCCAGUCUCCUUGGUCAGUGAAAUAUUUCCUCUUCAACCUCAGACCCGACAUUUUUCUUUUACCAAAGGAUUUCAGAUGGGAUUGCUCGAACAGCAGCACCCCCUCUGGGUUAAUGCUGCUUCACCCCAUCCCCCACCCUCCCUCCCCCCUCUGGGCCUUUAAGUGGAAGCAGCUUGCACGGUGCCUGGCACAGUCCCAUCCAUCCCCCCAAAAUGUCUCAGCAUCUAUAUUUAGAAUCCUAUUGAACAGUGAUUUUCAGCCUUCUUUGGGUGCGAGACCCCUUAGAAAAUCGCUAGAAAGUAUGAAUUCUCUUUCCAGAAAUCGGACAACGCAGAGCGUAGGAUCCCAUUCAGGAGGCUGGCUCCUGAGUGCUGGAGGUGAGGAAGCCUCCAGAACCUAGACCGGCCCAGGGCUAACAAGGCGCAGCCGAUGGCACCCUCAUCCCCUGAAUGCUGGUUGCAAUGCAGAUUUCCUGGCCCCACCCGCACCUGCUACUCCGCCCCUUGAGUUCUUUGAAGACCCCAAGCCGGGUUCUAACCCGCCGAUCCAGCCCUGGACUCCUUGGGAUUCGCACAGCACCCACCACCCCGUUUAGGAUCUUUCGUAGCCGGAGCAGUGUAACGUAAACGAAGCUAUACUUACAAUUUAUUUUGAUUUUCAGUAAGAUAGCACGUGUCUUCUUGGGGAAAUGGAAACAGAACCCUUCCCUCCAUGAAGUACAACAAACACUACGAAAUCCCUUUCCGGUGUACCUUCUGGCUUUUUAUAGAAAGGAAGGAAAACGCAAAGCUAAACAGAGAGGGACAGGUGCCCAGGCAGAGGGAGAGAGGAAAACGGGGAAGACAAGACAGAUGCCUCCCACCCACACACACAGAAAAAGACACACACAGACGCAAACAUCCCAAGAAAAACAGACUUUCCUGGUGAAACACCCUCUCUUUUGGCCCUUUAGGAUUCACUUCCAGGAGCCGUGCAUUUGCACUGUACAGGGUGGACUCAGAUGGGCCUUCCCAGCCACAUCCUGGCAGGACAGGUUGAGAGCCAGUGAGGGCUAAGCCCGCUCCAGCCCAAGGGCUCGGCUCAGCAUCCGCCAAGCCUUGCCUGACCCAGGCGGAUGGGGAUCUCGGCGCUCCGUGUUCCGUCUCGCAGCCUGUCCUUUCGUGGGGCGCUCAUGUCCCGCGUUCCCAGAGGGUGCACCCAAAUCUGCUGUCCCCUCAAAUUAUUUCAGUCCAUCAGGUGGGAUGGUCCCUGCCUAAUUGCUCAGAAUUACUCUGAGAUACUUGCCUCUUGGGUAAGUCUGGGCGUUUACAGACCCCCACGGGCUGGCCUUAAACCUGGCCGUACCCUUAGAAGACCCCAGGAGAGGGACUGCGAGAUGGUGAGAAGGAUCGUUUUGGUUCUGGAAGCACUUAUGUUUUCUUAUAUGCCGGUGUUGUUGGACCAUCUUUGCCCAGAGACGGUUCUCUCCAUCUAAGCAACACAACCCAAGAUAGAACAGCUAGCCAGUAAGGAGGAUUGGGAAUCCAGCUGAUUAAUAGGAUGGGUUAAGGUUAGGUUCGGGAUGGGAGAGGGAGCUGAAGGCACCCAUCUGAAUUAGACGGUGGAGAAUGUGGUCCCUUGUGUGACCUGUAAAGACACCCUCGAGGCAUUUUGCUCUGGCCCAGAACUGAAGCGAACACCCUGAGCCUCCUCGUGCUCUGGGGACUGAGAACAUUCUGCCUCAGGUCCUCGUUUAGAUGCUCCAGGGAGUCCAGGUGAUUCUGGCACCCCUUUGAAGUUGCUGGGAGCUGCCAGAUCUGGUUUGGGUGGCCUCGCUUCCUCUCCCCUGCCCUCCCUGCCUAGGGCAGGGUGGCCCCUGCUGAGAAGGUUGCUUGGCUACCUGUACCAUGGAGUCAGUCGAAUGCCGAUCUGUUAGGCUCAGAGGUGAUCAGAAGACACCUUAGGUAUUCACUGCUUUUUGUGACAUGGGUUGGCUUUUGUCUCCAUGGAAUUCACCUCCUAAUUUCUGUUCUUUCAGAGCAAAGUGGAAUGAUUAUUUUGGUUCCCAGUGUUUCUGAUUGCAUACGGAAAGCUGCAUUUAAAUAAGUUGGUUAAAAGUUCUGCUGCCCUGUAACGCACAGAUCAGGAACGUUUGUUCACUCACAUGAACUCUCAUGUUUUAGGAAGCACAAUUUUUCAGAUUUUCGGGCAGUGGCUUACAGCAACCUUGGCAGGGCCUUCGCUCUCUGGGAGCGUGUGGUCGUCCGACUGCGCUUCAGGUCCCACUUGAAGAAGGAAGAGCAUGUUGUUUCUAUGAAGAGGCAAAGAUUUGUUUUCCCAUAGUCUUUCUCCCAACUUCCAUUUCCCGGCUGGGUAAAGGAAUGCGCUUAGGAGAUUGGGGCGUGCUUUUCCGUGGAGACAGAGAGGGUGAUGCUGACCUCGAACGUGAAGCGCUUUCAUAUUUUGCCUGGAAUUGCUUUGACCUUGAUCUCCCAAGGUCCACGUUGGGAAGGCAAUGGACACCUGUUUGGGUCCCGGAGUCCAGCUUCUCUUCCAGAUGCGUUCCACCGUUUUCAAGGAGAGCAGUUGGACAACAUGGCUUCUGAGUCAUCAGAUUGUCUUUGGGGUUGAUCAGGAUUUUAUUUUUAACCGCAGUGGGAUUCAUACGGGUAUCUUUUUCAAUGCUCUUCCUUUGCGUGUCCUAAAGCUUUUAUACCAGGUGAAUCAUGCCGUUUAGCUUCCUUUUGUGUGUCCCGGGGGCCCUGACACUGUGGGUGGUGAUCCAAAGUCCCCCAGGCAAGGCUGGUACAGGAAGGGCCACUCCUGUUGCUACACAGGAAAGGGUAAUUAACAAUUCGCUUGGAGGUUGUGGCUCCCGGACUUCAACAGUUAAUCAUGCCAGUUAAGUGAAGACACUUCGGUAGGAUCUGCUCGAUUAAAUGGGACGCUUCUCGAGGAACUGCUCAAUGAAAUGAGGGGUGUGCCUGUGGCGCCGUGCAGGUCUAAGCCGGCAUAGUCUUGGGCGGAUUUAAAGCCAGUCCCCUACACCCGUGUAUACCACAAGGCUUUGAGGAUGCUCAGUGGCUACCUGGUGUUAGACGGCACCUGGCUGCAGACCACUUCUCCUUUAUCGGACGGAUGCGGUUCAAAACGUCGCCAAUGUUGGGAGCUAGACCUUAGGCAAAUUGCUUAACCUCUCAGAUCCAUGACUUCCUUCUGCGAGCGAUGGAGGUGGGAGAAACACGGUGCCAGACGCACAGCAGGGGCUUCGUAAACGGAGGUCUGCUGCGUUUAACACAGCCUAGCCCGCGCAGUUUCGCACAUGCCCGCUGGGGGCUGGGAGCUGCUGCAGAGGCUGGGGGCUCAGGGGAGACCAUGAAAGAGAGACGUGACAUUUCUCGCAGGGAGAGUCAGAUAAAACCAAGCCGUUUUAGGUGGUGAAAAGUGUUACAGGUAAACCCUCGUGGAGCUGCAGAGUGAACACACUUUGAGGAGGUGUCACUCGAGCGAGGCUCGAAUUCUUCUUCGAAGGAGCCACCUGCAACAGGUUCCAGAGGCCCUGAGGUGUGUCGCCUUGGUGGGUUUAGGACAGAAUGAAGGCCGAGUGUCCGGCUCAGCCAGGCCUCGUAAGGGGUCAGGGCCUUAGGUCUCUGGCCCGAAGGCAGCGAGACGAGGCUCGUUAUUGACCCUCUUCCUCCGAAGGUGAAGGUGAGAUGUGCCGCUCUCCCUUCCAUGUGGCAACAAAACCCCAGUGUCAGUUGAAGUGCAUUUUGCAGAAUGAGUCGUCUAAGUCAUCUCUGACCAGUUCUUCUUGUUUGAGAAAAACCAGAGUCAAACCAACUGCUCAGAGGGUGUCCUGCCCAGGUGACAGUAGGAUGCAGAGGGCUCGGCUGCUGGGCACCUGGGGCUCCCCUCACACGCUGGGGAGCACCUGUGCUGGGCAGCCGGUUAAAGACGGGAGAUGGGUUUUCCAUGGAUGUUGGGGCCAAAGCAGGCCUUCGGCUUACACCUGUCAUGGUACUGAGAGCUUGGGAGGAUGAGCCCAGGAAGUCACCCAGCCAUGGGCCUGUCUCCAAGCUUUCUGGAGCUGCCCAGAUGCUCCUGCCAGCCCCACUCUGCUGUGCCUGCCUUUCCUGUGCGGGCACCUGAGAAUGAUGACCAGCUUCGAGGGCCAGUCUCAGUUGUGCCCUUGGCCUCUGCCCUGUCCUCGCACACGCUGAGCUUUUUUCUUCUCCAAAGUCUCCCCAUAUCUUUUAAAAUGUUAAAAUCUUUCUUGUUCCUUUUUGGUUACCAAGAAAUGUAGCUUGGUUGCUGUGAUGUUUUAAUAAACAGCUACUGCCUGUCUACAGUCUUCUUUGAAGGGUUCAGAUUUUUGUGAUCUGCUCUGUGUCAUCCUGCAUUGGCCACCUGUUGAUUUUUUUUUUUCAUUUACUUAUUUUUUAUUUUUUGUGGGGUUUUUUUUCCUCCUACCACCUCUUGAUUUUAUGCUUAAUUUCUCCAGUUUUCUUCAUGCUCUGAGUUCUAGGGUUCUUCAAGAAGGAAACCCUUCCUGUUGCUUAUAGUAUAUUGUUUUCCAUCCUAUCUCUGUCUUUACAUUUAAAGUCUUUAUAUUCAAAGUUUCUUGUAGACAACAUAUAGGUGAGUCUCUCUUUUUUUAAUACAAUCUGAUAAUCUCUGUAUUUUAAUUGGUGUGUAUUUAGUCCAUUUAUAUUUAACUUCAUUAUCUGUAUGGUUAGAGUUAAGUUUGCUUCUUGGUGGUUGUUUCCGUUUGUCCCAUCUAUUCUUUUUUUUUUUUUUUCACUCAAAUGAAGUUAUCGCAUCUGUAGUUGUAUAAUGAUCAUCACAAUCUGAUUUCACAGGAUUUCCAUCCCACAGCCCAAGCACAUCCCCCCCACCCCCCAAACUCUCCUCCGGAGACCAUAAGUUUUUCAGUGUCUGUGAGUCCGCAUCUGUUCUGCAGAGAAGUUCCGUCUUUGUCCCAUCUAUUCUUUUCCCUUUGUUUUUCACCUUUCUUCUUUGGAAUUAUUUUUUAGAAUUGUAUUUUAUUUCCACGACUGGCCUUCAUCAGCAUCUUGGAGGGCUUCCUACAUUUUAUUUCUACGUAUGUUAUAAACCCCACACUACCUUCUUAUACUUGCUUGAAAUGUUCGAUUAUCUCUUAAAGUAAUUUAUAUUUCUUCACACAUUUACGUUCCUGGUGUUAAUACCUCCGUGAUCCAAGUUUCCGUCUGAUGUCAUUUUCCUUCACCUAAAGAACUUUCUUUAAUGUGUCUUAUAGUACAGGUCUGCUGUUGAGAGACUCUCUCAGCUUUGCUUUGUCUCAAAAAAAGGUUUUAUUUUGCCGUCAUUUUUGAAGGAUACUUUCCCUGAAUAUAGAAUUCUCGGUUGAUAGGUUUUUUUCCCCCUUUGGCGCUUUAAAAAGGUCAUUCAGUUGUUUUCUGCCUUGCACAUUUACUGAUAAGAAAGUCGGCAGUUAUUCUUAUCUUUGCUUCUCUGUAUGUUAACAUCUUUUUUCCUUCCCGCUGCUUUACGAUUUCGUCUUUAUCACUCGUUUUCAUCAGUUUGAUUAUAAUGUGUCUUACCGUACAUAUGCGGGUUCAGGGGGUUGCUUUUUGUUUGUUAGUCUUGCUGGGGGUUGAUCGGGCUUCUUGGAUCUAGGUUUCAUCAAAUUUGGAAAAUAAUACAUUUUAGUUGUUAUUUCCUCAAUUGUACUUUUCCUCAUCUCAGAUCCCAGUUACAUGUAUGUGAGACCACUUUCUGUUAUUGCCCAAAUCACCGAAACUCUGUUUUUAAAUUUUUUUUUUUUUUUCUGGGCUUCCUUUGGGAUAGUUUCUAUGGCUAUGCCCUCAAGUUUUCUAAUCUUUUACAGGGGUUUGGGGAGGGCUCUGUCUAAUCGACUGUUAAUCACAUCCAGCAAAGUUUUCAUUUUAAAUAUUGUGGUUUUCAUCUCAAAGAGCCAAAAGUCCCAUUUGGCUCUUGUUUAUGUCAUCCAUUUCUUUAAUUAUGUUUGUAUUUUUCUUUCAAUUCUUAUACAUAGUUAAGUGAGCUGUUACCCUCAUCUGUGAGGUCUAUCAGUGAUCAUUGCCCAGUGUUGCUAUUGACAUUAUUUUCCUUUCCAUGAGUCGGAUUUUCCUGCUUCUGGGCAUUGGCAUCGUUUUUUGUUUUUUUUUUGUUUGUUUGUUUGUUUUUGGUUUUUGGAUGUUACUCAUUGUAGAGAUUAUGUUGUUGAGUGUCUGGAUUUUGUUGUUUCACUGUGAAAAGUGUUGGACAUUGUUUUGGAAGGUAGUUAUUGGUGGAACAGUUUCAUCUCUUCAAGACCACCUUUUAAGCGUUUGUAGAGCAGCUCCAGGGUAGCUGUGGCUCCAGGGAUAGAUGGGCCCUACCUCUAAAGCAUAUGGCCCCUCUGAUUCUGUACUUAAUACCCCAGGUGGUCACUGAGGACUCUCUGCUCUGGUUGCUUGGACCCUGAACAUCUGCCUACCUUUGUGUGUCCUAGGAACUGUUCAGCUUGCAGCUUCUGGAUCAUUCUUUCCCGAGUUUUUCAGAGCGUCACUCUAUGCAUGCAUAGCUUGGUAAGAAAGACUCAAGGGGUGUCUCAUGCAGGUUUUUUUAGAGCUCUUUUUUCUGCAUAGCUCCCGCCUUUCUGGAACUCUGCUCUGCAACUUCCAACUGCCUCAGCUUCCCUGAAUGCUGGGCUGUGUUGAUGAUGAAGUCACCAGGCUUUGCUUGGGUCCCCCUUCCCUACACUCUUUCAGGAAUCCUAGUCCUGUGCUGCCCGCUGUCCAACGCCUAAGAGCUGUUGUUUAGCAUCUAUGUUGGUUCCGUUUUCUACUUAUGGCAGGACAUUAAAUCCCCUCCUUGUUACUCCAUCGUGGCCAGAAGUGGAAGUUUCUGUCCAUCCUUUUUAAUGUAACAGCUAAUUUUAUGUAAAAAUCUUUCUGGAGUAUCGGGGGUGUAUACUCCUUAAGGCAGUGUAAAAAUGCUUCCUUGGAGAGUUCCCGUCGUGGCACAGUGGAAACGAAUCCAACUAGGAACCAUGAGGUUGUGGGUUCGAUCCCUGGCCUCGCACAGUGGGUUAAGGAUCCAUCAUUGCUGUGAGCUGUGAUGUGAGUUGCAGACGCGGCUCGGAUCUGGUGGUGGUGUGGCUGUGGCGUAGGCCCACAGCUACAGCUCCGAUUGGACCCCUAGCCUGGGAACCUCCAUAUGCCGUGGGUGCGGCCCUAAAAAGACAAAAAAAAAAAAGAGAGAGAGAGAGAGAGAGAAAGAAAAGAAAAGCUUCCUUUGGUUUAACUGUGAACCAAACCGACCUGACAUCGGACCAGUAACUGUGUUCCUGUCUGUGACCUGACUGAAGUGGGGGGCCUGUGAUGCAUGCACACCUGUGACGGGCUCUGAAAGAAAAGGAUUCGGUGACAUUUGCCAGCGUGGCACAGUACUUCACCAAGAGGGAGUGGUUGAGGCUGGACCCUGAGCAGAGGACAGCGGCGCCUUGAAGGAAUGUGACCUCUGCGGGAGUUCCUGUUUGGAAUCCGGCCUCUGUCUCUCCCCGUCCUCAUCAGCCCAUCCCGGGCGGUGGAUCGAGCUGGGCAGCCUGAAAGCAUCUGGGUGACCCCACCGCGGACGAUGGGUGAAGACGCCCAGUCGCAGGAUACGGCGUCCACCAGCUCCCCGAGGGCGGGCGAGCCCAGCGCCGAGGUCAAACAGAGCGGGGACUCGGAGGGGCGGGGAGGGAGCCCGCAGAACCCGCCUGUGGAGCAUCACUUUGCCUGUAAAGAGUGUGGGGAUGCCUUUCGGCUCAAAGUCCUGCUGGUGCAGCACCAGAGAAUUCACAGCGAGGAGAAGGGCUGGGAGUGCGGCGACUGCGGGGAGGUCUUCCGGGGGGCGUCGGAGUUCAACGAGCACCGCAAGAGCCACGCGGCCCCCGAGCCCCGGCCCGGCCCCAGCCGCGCCCUGGAUGAAGCGGCGGCGAAGGGGGAGCAGAUGGAGAGGGAGGCGAAGCCCUUCGAGUGCGAUGAGUGCGGCAAGAGGUUCAAGAAGAACGCGGGCCUCAGUCAGCACCUGCGUGUGCACAGCAGGGAGAAGCCCUUUGGCUGCGAGGAGUGUGGGCGCGCCUUCAAAGUGAACACCCACCUCUUCCGACACCAGAAGCUGCACACCUCGGAAAAGCCCUUCGCCUGCAAGACGUGCAGCCGGGAUUUCCUGGACCGCCAGGAGCUGCUCAAGCACCAGCGAAUGCACACCGGCCACCUGCCCUUCGACUGCGACGACUGCGGCAAGUCCUUCCGAGGGGUCAACGGCCUGGCCGAGCACCAGCGCAUCCACAGCGGGGCCAAGCCCUACGGCUGCCCGCACUGCGGCAAGCUCUUCCGGAGGAGCUCGGAGCUCACCAAGCACCGGCGCAUCCACACGGGCGAGAAGCCCUACGCGUGCGGCCAGUGCGGCAAGGCCUUCCGGCAGAGCUCCAGCCUCCUGGAGCACCAGCGCAUCCACACCGGCGAGCGGCCCUACGCCUGCGGCGACUGCGGCAAGGCCUUCCGCGGGCCCUCCGACCUGAUCAAGCACCGGCGCAUCCACAGCGGACUGAAGCCCUACGAGUGCGACACGUGCGGGAAGGCCUUCCGCAGGAGCUCCGGCCUGAGUCGCCAUCGCAGGACCCACAGCGGAGCGAGGCGCUGCGAGUGCAGCGAGUGUGGCCGCGUGUUCAAGAGGCGGUCGGCGCUGCAGAAGCAUCAGCCCAGCCACCACGAGUAAGACCGGCCGCAGCCCCACGGCUGCCGGCCGCCGGCCGCCGGCCGAGGCGCCCAGGGCCCUGGGCGAGGGGGGCAGAGUCAAAGGAGAUGAACCGUUUUGUAGCGCUUACACAUUUGUCGUCGGAAAGGUUGAAGCCAACCUCUACUGCCACCAGCAAUUUAUAAGUGUCCGUGUUUCCCCUUUUGCCUAUGAGAGUAGCUUCUAGCAUUUCGAUGGAUUCCGGCUGCUUCAGCUGGCCUGAGGUACCUUCCAGGUCGUGCAAUCCACAGGCCUUGAACCUGAGAGAGAGAGAAGAGAAGCCUGGCUGUGGGGGUGGAGGUGGGGUUCGUCGGGGGACACCGAGACCCGCAGCUAUUCGGGGAUGGCCUUGAGAGAGCGAAGCCAACCUUCCCGAAGAGAAGCUCGCCCCAGACUGCUUUGACCUACUUGAAUUUAUAAAUUUUUAGGGCUGUAAAUAGGACAAUCACAUGUCUGAUAAAGAUUUAAUUUAUUAAUUUAGUGAUACAUACAUAUUGUAAAUUGCAUAUGACAUAGAAUAAUAUAUUAAUUCAGAAAAUCAUUCCCUUUUUCCCUAGCGCCGCUCCAUGAGGUCACUUAACUCUAACUCCUCUUACACAUUCCUAACCUCACCGCCUUCACCAGCCUCAGAGUCCCUUUGGCGUCAUCGGUUCCAAAGCACAUCCAGUGGCUUCCAUCCAUCCGAGCUGUGGGCCAUGUAGCACUGUGACAAGGCUCUCGCUAGAAGUCGCCUCCCAAGCCAUAAGUACAUGUUCACGUGACAUUAGAAUGAUUGCUGUUGUUGUUGUUUCAUUAAACUGAAGGUGUUCCUUUUUUGAAACGACCUCUCACCGACUUCGUGAAAGCAUCUCAAGCGACACUGUCACUGAGAGGGCCUGCGCUUAAGAAAAAGCACUGAAUCGGAGUUCGGUUGCUCUCGUGGCCCUUUCUCUUAAGCCCGUGCCAUCUGGUGACGCCCAUCCACAUCCAGAGCUACCACCGACCGGGGUUCGUUUCGGCCUCAUGGGUCUUGUCCUCCAGCAGCACUCCUGGGUUCAAAACAAGGUAGGAACGUCUCAAGGACUCAAGGGUGAGGUGGCGCCUCCUCUUCGGAACCCGCAGCCUCUCCUCAGGUGGGGCCCAGCUGGUAUUUCGCCCAGCCUCCAUGUCCCCCUCCGGGAAAUGAACGUGAUCACGGGACGACCUCCGAAGCUCCCCGCAAGGACCGCGGUGCCGCCCGCGCCCGGCUCGGAGGCACGCGCUCGGCGAAGGGCCUCGGCCGUCAUCGUCGUUGUCGUCGCUGUUGUUCCGUGACUCCUGGGGACAGACCCAGGCCUCCUGACUCCUGGUCUCCUCUUCUUUGUCUCGCGCGAUGACUUCAAAUACUGUUUCCGUUGUCUUGCAUGCGAAUCGUAUGUUCAUCUCCUUUGACCAAUUACCGAGUUCCCUUUGGAUAUAUUGACUUUAGACAGCAGUUCUUUCUUCAUCGACUGUGAUGAUGGCCUUUCCAGUUUUAUUGCUUUGCUCGUGUAACAGGUUUAUUACAUUUCUGUUGUGCCAGCUUUUGAUUUUCACGUAUCCAGCAUUCAUAGGUGUCGGCUACGCCGUAGCUUCCAUUGCUUCAGUAGUUACAGGUGAUUACAUUUUUUUCUAGAAUUUUAAUUACAAAUGAAAAGUUGAAAGCCCUGCCCCACCAGAAGCUGGAUGUGCCAGGCGGGCAGGCUGGAUGGAAAUGGGCCAGAGACGCAGGCUCGCUCAUCCAAGACGCAGGCCGCACAUCUGUGGGCAGUGCUGGACUAUCCAGCCUGGCCACUCAGGCCCUCGAGAGGAAUUUCCAUCUCGAUUGGCCAGCGCACUCUGACUGUUCCUCAGUAGAGCCCUGGCCGUCAGCCACAGGGCCGGGCCUCACCUCCAUCAAAGGGGUGGUCCAAACUUGGUUGGUCUUGGCGGCAGCAGGCCGAGGCCUUGGCCAUGCUUGGCGUGGAUUCAGUGCCUGAGCAGUGGAUCCACCCGAGAGACAUCCCAAACACACGGAGACUCACUCGAGGGACGCUGUCACGUGGAUGGCCUCCUCCUCCUCCUAGCGAGGGACCCUGGAUCUAGAAAGAGCUCGGUUUGGUGGCUUCCGCUUUCGACAACUAGGGGGAACUUCACCCGUGUGUUCUGACAUCCCCUCCUGCGGCCACACCUUAGAGGGGCAAAAGAGCAAAGGCUCGGAGAAGAACCGCGCCCCUCUGAAGGCUGCGCCACGCCCGGGCUGUGACUUGCAGCAGCCGUGCCCAGGAGGGGCACCAAAAGGCGGGUUUGGAGGGCACCAACGCCCUUCUGACAAUGGCCUGUGUGGCAUAGAAAUAGAAGUUGGUCAUCCUGGGGCUGGGCUGUCACUUCCGCCAGCCCCCCACCCCCCACCCCGGGAGGAACGGCAGCAAGGGCCGGCCAGCAACCUGGCCCCUCCAGUGGCCUGGAGAGCCCGCAGGCAGAAGCCAGCCUCGCUGUGCCGUGACUUCACAGCAGCUGGGCCUGGGGUAGAGGGGGCGCUCGAGGACUUGCCGAGGAAGCGGGCCCUUCUGAUGGGCCCCCCGAGGCUGGGAAGCAGGGUCCCACAGUGACCCUGUGACCUUAGCUAGAAGGUCCUCUGGAAUGGCCUCCGGGCCACGGCAGUGUCUCUCUGCGACAUCUCCAUCCUGAGCCCCGGGCUGGAGAGAAGCUGACGGCACUUGUUACAUAGCGAUUCUUUUUGCUCUGGGGGCCUCAGUCCUUGCAGUCGUUGUGAAUCUGUGUCUGAAAUCACUGCUUCCCUCUCUCUUUUCAAGCGGUUAUGACGUAUGUGCUACAACUGUCAUUUGGGAGCGAGCGCGGACGGCCGCGGGGAGGGGGGCGUCUGGCACCUUUGCAGGAAACACCCUGCCAUUUGUUGCCCGGGUCUUAGGAAAGAUCCAGAUGCAGUAUUAACUUGGAACCUAGCAUCGUGGGCAUCACCGCUCCAUGUGUCUCCGGCCAGGACGCGGCAUCUUGGCAUCCGUCAUACCUUCUUUUUUUUCCCAUUCUCAGUUCUAUGAUUUUCUCUCAAACCAACUGUCCUCCAGAGCGAACGCAGCUUUUCCACCCUGUGUUUGCGGGUGAAGUCUGUGCGCUCUGCAAACGCAAGCAGUCUGUGGCUUUAACGUGUGUCCUGUAGUUGUGCCGAGUCCAGGCUUUGCCCUAGGUCCCUGGGGGGUGGCUUUCCUGGGACUCUAGGUGUACCGCUACGUCAGAUGCAAAAUGUGACCAGGCUUCCUGUCGCGUGUGCUCGUCUAUGCAUUCGUGGAUCUACCUCAUCUCAUUUUUCUUUCUAAUCACAAAGGCAAACGGAGAGCAGGUGGCUUACCCAGAAUGCCGGCUCUCAUGCGAAAUGUGUCCUUUUCUUAUAUCCUGGAACCGUCCAUUGCUUUUAUUAAAGUUUGGGAUACUUGCUGAAAUUUUCAAAAAGAAAGUAAUUGUUUACCACUUUUGCUGCUUAAUAUGAUUAACUGUGUGGAUUAGUUGUAACCUGCCCACUGUUGCAUUUUCAAAAUGAGCCCCACCCAGUCUUGGUGGGCACCUUUCUUGGUGUUGUGCUCUGCGUGCCCGGGCUCCCCUUCCCCUGCCCUCGUUGUGUGUCACGUGACCCCCACCCCACUCCAGGCUACGUUCCUUCAGUCAGAACUCAGCACCUGCCUUGGGGGCAGCAACUAGUCGACAGAGCUGGAGACGUCGGGGCUGGGCCUUUCGGGUUCUCCAUCAGUGAAGAAAACUGAGAGAGAAGUUUCUGGCUGGUGCUGGAAGAAAGGGGGAGCCACGAGGGAUCGAGAGGAGUUGCCCCCAUGGGCAGCACCGGCUUGAAGGUCUGUGGGCUCCUGCUGGGCACCCAGAGCCGUCCCAGGGUGGCCCGCCCUGUUACGUUCUAGGGUUUCAAGCAACUGCCCUGACUGGGCUGCCUGUGUCCCCGCCAUAGAGUCCCCUGACCCGAGCCAGCUUGAGUGGGUCUCUGCUUUUUGCAGUCUGUCGAGAGCAAUUGCAUUUUACCAUUUGGCUGCUUCCCGAGACGAAUCACAUGGCUGGCCUUCCUCCCGUGCUACCCCGUGGCCCUCCGUCCAGGACCAAGGCCCCCUUCCCCCCCACCGGCUGUCGUGAACACCUGUCUUAGAUGUGGUCCUAUAUUCGGUUCGCUAAGAUGAGUGAAAACCUGUGCCCUCUGGUCUCCAUGAGUUUGACCAAUGCUUCUCUGUCUGGGCAUUGUUCCUGUCCUGCCCCAUGGUUGCCCCGGGAAAUGAGUUCAAUCACCACCGCCUACCCUGUUCUCUCACCACUUCCAGCAAAUCCGUCAGAUCGGGGAGUUGAUAACCUCUGUAUGGCUCGUGUACUUUCGUUCUGUGGUUCUCCUUGCACCCGUUGGGCUGUUUACUUUCAAAAGGUGACAUGGUCUCUUUAAACAUGGCCUUCAAAGUUACUUGCAUAUCUGAGAACAGCUGUGUCCUGCCCCAGUUUGUAUUUGGGUUGUUGGCGCUCUUUUCUCCUUCCUCCCCCGUCUCCUUAACUUAUCUGUCUUACGGCACUUACUAUAAUUGGCCUUGCACUAGAGCUUCGCCCGCCCCCGCCCCCGCCCCCGCCCCACCCGUUAGAUUGUGAGCUCUUAGAAGACAGGGGUGGCCCCUCGUGUCCGAUGCCCCUACCAGACCUAGCACAGUGCCUUGCAUCAAGUAGAUUUCAAUAAAUAUAUGUUAAAUGGCA
Sus scrofa (pig) is the source of this 14360-nucleotide messenger RNA. Lineage: Eukaryota; Metazoa; Chordata; Mammalia; Artiodactyla; Suidae. The record is from RefSeq and is a predicted model, not a curated record.